Molecule: messenger RNA, 2628 nt
Organism: Erythranthe guttata (spotted monkey flower)
Lineage: Eukaryota; Viridiplantae; Streptophyta; Magnoliopsida; Lamiales; Phrymaceae
Product: ATP binding microtubule motor family protein
Biological process (GO): microtubule-based movement; mitotic spindle organization; spindle elongation
Cellular component (GO): microtubule associated complex
Molecular function (GO): ATP binding; microtubule binding; microtubule motor activity
Source: RefSeq, a predicted model, not a curated record
UGUCGAAACUUCUCAUCAUUCUCCUAUUUCUUCUUCCUUGAUCUUCAUGUCUCAUUGAUUUAUCUCACGACAACACAGAAUGUGGUAAUUUACGAGCUAAAACCCCUACCAUCAAUUGGCGAAAAUUAAGUUUAUUUAUUUUAUAUAAAAAUUGAGAACAAAAAAGUAUUUGCGUGUCAAUUUGAAAAUAAGCUAAACAAAAGGACCAAAUUGCAAAUACUAGCAUACUAUCUACCGUUUACUGCACACCACCCUCUAUUGUUUCAAUUUCAAAUACGACCCCAUGAGACAGACGCUCUCGAAUUUGAAAACACAACCUACUUCCAACGGCUACUUUCACCAAUUACCAUACUUUUCAUAUAUCCGCUCACUCACACACAAAACGCACACAAGGAUUCGAUUGAUUCUCUAAUGGCGGAACCACAGAGUGCGAGAUCUAAUAGGUUCAACAAUUCAUCAAAAAAAGUGCGAUUAAUUGGGAAAAUUAGGGGUUUAACGGUCAAAGAAUCUGAAUCCCUAAGCCAGGAUUCGAAGCCAUGGAUUACAGUAAAGCACGCACAAGGAGAUGGCUCGUCAGAAGUAUCUACGGUUUUUCUCAACACUGAGCCCGCCAGUCGAAGGGAUGGGUAUGAGCUGGAUUAUUGCUAUGAACAACGUGAAGAAAUUGGUCAGAUGUAUUCAAGAGAGAUACAACCCUUGAUUUCAGAGGUUUUUGAUGGCCGAAAUGUAUCAGUCAUCGCUCUAGGGGCAAGAGGAAGUGGUAAAACUUACACCAUCCAGGGAUGUCGAGAGAAACCAGGUUUAGCAGUACUUGCAAUGUCUGAAAUCCUUUCAGAAACAGAGAAAUUAGGGAAGUCGGUUUCUGUGUCCCUCUAUGAACUGACACAAGAACAUGUAAAAGAUCUUUUAAAUCCCAACCAUCCUGUCAUCCAAGUACUGGAAGAUGCCCAAGGCGUAGUCAACCUGAAAGGACUUUCUAAGGUCUCUGUGAAAAGUAUUACAGAAUUUCAUAAUGUAUACUUUGGUCAGGCUAAUUCGAGGAGUACUCAGACGAAACCAACAGAGUUACCACGCAACAAGGGCUUGAUGGUGCAUAUAUCAUCUGAAGAUAGCAAAGUAAAAUCAAAGCCGGCAAACAAGAUUAAUUUUGUUGAUUUAGCAGGCUACGAGGAUCCUAGAAAAAGUUGCAGAGAUGAGAACACACCAGCUGAGAGUAGUUGUAAGAAUAACAAGUUGUUGCAUGCAUUACUUAACGUUAUUAGUGCUAUUAAUUCGAAUGAGAUCCGAGUACCAUAUCGGGAAAGUAAGCUCACUCGAAUCUUGCAAGACUCACUUGGUGGCACAAGUCGAGUAUUACUGCUCACUUGCUUGAACCCGAUUUUUUGUCAAGACUCUCUGAGCUUUAUGAGUUUAAUUUCUCGGUCAUGUCGAGGCACCAGGCAAGUAUUAACAGACUCUACCAACAGGAGUCAAAGUGGCAAGAUCAAUCCUGCUUCCUUGAGUGCUAAAAAACCGAUUAGCCAUAGUAGGCUCCUUUCGACAAAGAAGGCUAGCUGUAUCUUGAAAGGAAGGAAACUCUUCGAGGAAGCAAAAUCGGUCAAUCCUAAGCAGUUGAAAUGCCAGUCUCGAGAUACCAAAAAAUCCGAAGUUGUACGAAAUCUCGAGUUGGUUGUUGCACCAUUUUCACUGGAAGAGUUGAAGUGCGAGUCUCAAGAUACUUCAGCCCAAGAAUCCGAAGCUGUACAAAAUCUUGAGUUGGUUGUUGCACCAUUUUCACUGGAAGAGGUUUCGCAUGACAAUUUAAUUGCAGACUGUAGCCCAAAGGAUGUUUUAAGUCCCAGUGUGGACAAGGACCUCGGAGAUGCAUCUGCAACUAAUUCAGAUUCAAUAGUUCAAAUACAUUUUGAAGCAGAUUCAGCUAGUACGUGUGAUGAGAGCAACACUUUGCACAAGAAAAAUGAUGGAUCCCCACCACUUAGUGAAAGAAUAAGAGAAAUAGCUAACAACUUAAAGUCGAUAUGUGCAUCAACUCCAUCGGCAGUUAAGAUGCCAGAGGAGGUAGUUGCAGCAUACAACAGUCAAUCUCAAGUAAGCUAUAAUGACACCACGGAACCAAAAACCCCGAUUGUGGAACUUUCGAGUGCAAGAUAUUGUAGUCCUCGUGGCACUUUCACCAACCGCAGUUCCGGCGUGAAGCAUUCCCUUGUUAAAGAGUACCUCAAUUUUCUGAACUCCGCCACCAAGGAAGAGUUGAAAAGCCUCAAGGGUAUUGGAGAUAAAAGAGCUGGAUAUAUUCUGGAACUUCGCAAAGAAUCUCCCGAACCAUUCAAGAGCCUUGAUGAUCUACAGGAUAUUGGGGUUUCCGCAAAACAGGUCAAAGGCAUGAUGAAACAAAUGGCUGCUGACCUUUUCAAUUAGAAAAAAACCCAAUUAUAUUCGACCCUUCGAAUUAAAAAAAAAAAAAAAACCCUAUUAUUCGACAAGCAACAUAAAGUUGCCAUAUAUGUAUUUCCAUAUUAUUGUAAGAGGCUGUGUUUUGCUUUGCCACAUGAUCUACACUCACUUGUGUAGGCAGACAUUCUCAAUGUGUGUGUGUGUUCCUUAGCAAUAUGUGCAUGUCUGGUUUCU